AUGGAAGGCAUCCAGACUCACCCAUCCAACGCGGCGCAAGCCAAGGCCUUUACUGCGCCUGGAUCGCUGUCGUUCCCAGGAGCUACCAACGAGCUCACACCGCCGCCCGUCGGCAACGGCGAUGCUCAGCAGCCCGCUACAAAUGGCCAGCAGGCGGCAAAUGGUAACGGGGUGGCACCCGCAACGCCUGUCGCGACGCCUGCUGCUACCCAAGGACCUAGUGGAAUCACUCCCACUCUACAGAACAUCGUGGCUACAGUGAACCUUGACUGCCGCUUGGACCUCAAGACUAUCGCUCUGCACGCGCGUAACGCAGAGUACAACCCCAAGCGUUUCGCUGCCGUCAUCAUGCGAAUUCGUGAGCCCAAGACUACCGCCCUUAUCUUCGCUUCCGGCAAGAUGGUUGUCACCGGUGCCAAGUCUGAGGAUGAUUCGAAGCUCGCUUCCAGAAAGUAUGCCCGUAUCAUCCAGAAGCUUGGCUUCAACGCCAAGUUCACCGACUUCAAGAUUCAGAACAUUGUCGGCUCUUGUGACAUCAAGUUCCCUAUCAGACUGGAGGGUUUGGCAUCUCGCCAUCACAAUUUCAGUUCUUACGAACCUGAGUUGUUCCCUGGUCUUAUCUACCGCAUGAUUAAGCCGAAGAUCGUGCUACUCAUCUUCGUCAGUGGAAAGAUCGUCUUGACCGGUGCCAAAGUCCGUGAGGAAAUCUACCAGGCGUUCGAGAUGAUAUACCCUGUGUUGCAAGAUUUCCGAAAGGUCUAA
This is a messenger RNA of Fusarium poae, 762 nucleotides long. RefSeq lists its product as uncharacterized. The coding region runs from base 1 to 762 and encodes 253 amino acids. Gene Ontology annotation, molecular function: RNA polymerase II general transcription initiation factor activity; DNA binding. The transcript has 4 exons. The record is from RefSeq and is a predicted model, not a curated record. Gene Ontology annotation, biological process: DNA-templated transcription initiation. NCBI's taxonomy places the organism in Eukaryota, Fungi, Ascomycota, Sordariomycetes, Hypocreales, Nectriaceae.